This is a messenger RNA of Neltuma alba, 2129 nucleotides long. Its product is annotated as metal tolerance protein 1. Gene Ontology annotation, cellular component: plasma membrane. NCBI's taxonomy places the organism in Eukaryota, Viridiplantae, Streptophyta, Magnoliopsida, Fabales, Fabaceae. Bases 553 to 1791 code for a protein of 412 amino acids. The transcript is spliced from 5 exons. The record is from RefSeq and is a predicted model, not a curated record. Gene Ontology annotation, molecular function: zinc ion transmembrane transporter activity. Gene Ontology annotation, biological process: zinc ion transmembrane transport.
CCAGAGCCUUCUAGGGGUCAUACGAUGACUCCACCAAACCUGGCUUCAGAUUCGUAACCUUGGUGCCAGCCACCCGCAUACUGUCAAGUUCAUCCCCAGGAGCAUGCCAGUGGAUUCAGUAGAACCGUAUUACUUUUUCUCAUCAUAAUGAGGGAAAAGAAUGAGUCCGGUUAAGAGCCGUCUUUUCUUUUCUUUACUCAUUAGUUCUCGCGUUGGGUGAAAAGUUUGUAUUCCAUUUGAUCAAUUCCGUCGUCAUGUUCCCCCUUGUUGCUAGCAUAAGAGUGGAGUGAAUGAUAUAAAUGUUUGAACCCAAGCUUGAUACUUGAAAAUGCAAGAACAAGCUCGAAGUCAAGUGACAGGCGGUGCCAGCAAUAUUUGUAAUUUUGUCAGCAUACUUUGUCAAGAAUCUUAAGGUCAUUCUGGUUUCUGUUCGACGUUAAAAUGGAUGUGAGAACAAGGAGCAUCUUUUAGAUAGAACCUUUCAACGUUGGGACUGGCGAAAAAGUUCAUGCUGCUUGCUUCUGAGUGCAAUUAUUUGUGUUGUUGCUGGAGAUGGAAGCACAAAGCUCUCAACAUGCCCAAAUUACUGAAGUCAGUGGUGAUUUUCCUGAAGGAAGAAGAAAUCCCGGAGGAACCAAGAUUUGUGGGGAAGCACCAUGUGGAUUUGCAGAUGCUGGGUCCAUCUCAAAGGAUUCUAAAGAACGAUCAACAUCAAUGCGAAAGCUUUGGACUGCAGUGAUCCUCUGUGUCAUUUUCAUGAGUGUUGAAGUAUUUGGUGGCAUUAAAGCCAAUAGUCUAGCAAUUCUGACUGAUGCAGCCCAUUUGCUUUCAGAUGUCGCAGCAUUUGCCAUCUCCUUGUUCUCUUUAUGGGCUGCUGGAUGGGAAGCCACACCCCGUCAGUCAUAUGGAUUUUUUAGAAUAGAGAUUCUUGGUGCCUUGGUUUCUAUUCAGCUAAUAUGGCUGCUUGCAGGGAUUCUCGUAUACGAAGCCAUUGCAAGAAUCAUUGAUGGUUCUCACAAGGUGAAUGGCUUCUUAAUGUUUUUGGUCGCAGCAUUUGGUCUGGUGGUUAACAUCAUCAUGGCUUUGUUAUUGGGUCAUGAUCAUAGCCAUGGACAUGAUGAUCAUCAUCAUGGUUUAGGCCAUGGCCACAACCAUGGUCAUGGGUUUAAAGCGUCAACUCAUCAUGAUCAUCAUAGUGGUGAGGAUCACAAGCACCAUCAUCAUGAUGAAGAGGAUCCUCAACAUGAGCAUCAUCAUCAUUCUCAUGAGGAUGAUAAGCAUCAUCACAGUCAUGACAGUGCUGCUGAGCCACUUCUUGGUGGUGGAUCAAAAGACAAACCAGAAAAGAAGAGGCGAUGGAACAUAAAUGUACGAGGGGCGUAUCUCCAUGUUCUGGGGGACUCAAUCCAAAGCGUUGGAGUAAUGGUUGGGGGAGCUAUCAUUUGGUACAAGCCGGAGUGGCAAAUAGUUGAUCUAAUUUGCACUCUUAUUUUUUCAGUAAUUGUUUUGUUAACAACAAUCAAUAUGCUGCGAAGCAUUCUUGAAGUUCUGAUGGAGAGCACACCACGUGAGAUCGAUGCGACCAAGUUGGAGAGGGGUCUGUUAGAGAUGGAUGAAGUAGUGGCUGUUCACGAGCUGCAUAUAUGGGCAAUUACAGUGGGCAAGAUUUUGUUGGCUUGUCACGUUAAAAUCAGACCUGAAGCAGAUGCAGAUAUGGUGCUGGACAAGGUUGUAGACUACAUAAGGAGGGUUUAUAACAUCAGCCAUGUAACUGUUCAGAUAGAGCGUUAGCAUAUUUGUUUGGGUUCUGGGGAGUGAUGAUUUUUAGAGGGAAAGAUCUGGUUAGACUUUACGCAUUGUGUCGUUGCUACUCAAACCUUCUGUGUGGUGGCAGGGAAAAAUUUAAGCAGUAUCUUGUAUUAUCUCUUAUCAAGAAGCUCUGAAACUAAGAGUGAAGAUUCUUAUAUUUGUCAUGUUUUAGUUGUAGAAUUUGACAUGAGAGAUGUAAAGUGCUGCACUGAACUCCAGUACGUUAUAAUAAAUCUUGGCAUCCGAAUCACUAGAUUCGGAAUUGCAUGGCUGUAUGUAGUUUAGCAUGUAUCGUAAAUUCAAAUCCUUGCUUUUUCCCA